AAGAAAUCAGUUGUGUUUUUACGUUUCUAGUAGUGUAAUUAAUUUCAGCGCUCUUUGUACGUGAAAUGCAACCGAAAAGUGUGAUUUCCACGGGGGGCAAAAAAUUCUAAACCGGUCGAACCGGCCUGAAGCCCACCCAGGGCUGCCAACCCCCACGUGAAUUACCCCUUUAAUUCCGCCGAAAUAACAAGUAGUCGCAUUAUUUAUCACCGUAGUGCUCCUUUGAGUGGUUGGGGCCCCAAACCGUGCCCCCCUGACGCAAACUUGUGCAAUGUUAUUGUUGCUUUGACCCGCGCCUAACUUCACAGUUGUGUCAAAUUCGUCGUGAGUGUUGUCCUCGAGUCAUUCCUCAAAACCAAAAAAUCUCAUCAUGUCAGACUGGGACACAGUGACUGUGUUAAAAAAGCGGGCCCCCAAAGCCUCCACAAUGAAGAGCGAGCAGGCUGUGAAUGCGGCGCGCCGCCAAGGCGUCCCCGUCGAUACCCAACUCAAGUGGGGCGCCGGGGGCAACAAACAGCACGUGGCGACGAAAAACACAGCGAAAUUGGACCGGGAGACUGAGGAACUCAAACACGAGACUAUCUCGUUGGACGUGGGGCGGAUCAUCCAACAGGGGCGACAGGCCAAGGGACUCAGUCAGAAGGACUUGGCCACCAAGAUCAACGAGAAGCCCCAAGUCAUCACGGACUACGAGGCCGGGAGGGGCAUCCCCAAUAACGUCAUCAUCGGGAAGAUCGAGAAAGUGAUCGGCUUGAAAUUGAGAGGUAAAGACCGCGGAAAACCACUCCUACCCCCGGGACAGAAGAAGUAAGUGUCCUGGGGGGAUGGCCAGUUUUUUUAUAAUUGCGUUAAGUGUCACGAGGGUCUUAGGAACUGUUAAAUUUAGGGAUUUAUGUACUGAACCCAAGUUGUUUCUAUUCAAAUUUUAUUACACUACAAUAAAUGUUACAAGGAGUCGGCGGCGAAUUCCUUAUUUCAGAACCAGUUUUCAGUUUCUAAUAAUAAAGAAAAACACAAGAAAUUGUUGUUUAUUACGCACUGAAACCCCAAUUAAUUCCAACUGUGCGAAACGAUUCCUCCACUUUUUUAUUAAUCAUCACGUGAAAGUAAUAAUUCGAAUAUUUAAGUGUGAAUUUGUUAUAAUUUUUAUUUAUUGUAUGUGGUAGAAUUAGAAAUAUUCCUUUACCGAAAUAUUUGUUAAAAAUAAAACAAUCAAUACCAAA
Tribolium madens (black flour beetle) is the source of this 1223-nucleotide messenger RNA. It is a transcript of the gene mbf1, whose product is annotated as endothelial differentiation-related factor 1 homolog. Gene Ontology annotation, cellular component: nucleus. The coding region runs from base 371 to 811 and encodes 146 amino acids. The record is from RefSeq and is a predicted model, not a curated record. The transcript has 2 exons. Gene Ontology annotation, molecular function: DNA binding. Lineage: Eukaryota; Metazoa; Arthropoda; Insecta; Coleoptera; Tenebrionidae.